This is a messenger RNA of Fonsecaea nubica, 2991 nucleotides long. RefSeq lists its product as hypothetical. The transcript is spliced from 2 exons. Gene Ontology annotation, biological process: vesicle-mediated transport. Gene Ontology annotation, cellular component: Mon1-Ccz1 complex; intracellular membrane-bounded organelle. The coding region runs from base 1 to 2991 and encodes 996 amino acids. The record is from RefSeq and is a predicted model, not a curated record. Lineage: Eukaryota; Fungi; Ascomycota; Eurotiomycetes; Chaetothyriales; Herpotrichiellaceae.
AUGUCCGCUCGUACUGUUAUCCCAGCUCACUUAUCCUACCUCGCGAUAUACAAUCCAUCUCUUGGACCAACCGAUGAGACCUUGCGUGACCAGAUUGUCUUCUACUAUUCGCACGAUGUCGAGGCGGAGCGUGAGAAGCAGGCAAAAGGGAAGGGUGCAGCGGAAGGAAAACACCAUCCAAACUCAGAGCAGGAUAACUCGCCCAAUGGAAACCAGAAGGAGGAGCAGGAGGCAGAGGAGAAUCUCAGAUUGCGGCAGGUCGGGCUAGCACAAGGUAUGGUGAACUUUGCAAAGAAUUUCUCGAACGGCGUCCCUCUCGAGUCCCUGGAGACAGAAAGGUCUCGCAUUGUCCUGAAAGAAGUCGAACCUCAGUGGUGGAUUGUUGCCGCUGUCCACCUAACCCAAUUGCCUGCCAUCUCACGAUUGCCCUCGGGAAACAAACCAUCUUCAAAACCAGGAACCACCAUCGGCUCAGGUGGCACCGCUUCCAAAGGAGACGUUGAAUACUCGUCGCGGGAAGUUGCACCGGCACCUCUGCUGCUCACACAGCUUAUACAAGGCUACCGUGGGUUUUUACUUCACCACGCAGCCUCCUUGUCUGAGCUGUGGAAAAAGCACGAGCACAAUCGAGACCUGUUCUGCAGCCUUUUACAUAGGUACUGGACGCGUUUCAUCUGGAACUGGGAUGUCCUCUUGCACGGCCAUCCUGCGACAGACAUCUAUGACGCCGUUAAACUCGCCGGUGGAGGAGAGCUCGGUGUUGGCGUUGGCGAAGAAGAGUGGGGAAGUGGUGAGAGAGAAGUGCUGGAGGAGUUUGCGCGCCGGACUGAGGGACUCGUCGAUCUUAUCGUUGGGAGGUAUGGUGAUGCUCCCCCGACCCGCAUACCCGGAGAUGUGAACGCAGAGCCUGCUUCGCAAGAACCGCAGCCUUGGUUGGGCAAUGGUGAGGAUUCGAGGGCCGAUGAUGGAGUUAUAUUUUCUGGGGUCGAUGGUAUCUCACGGCCUUCUCUAAUCACAUUGUCCCAGUGGAUGGAAUCCAUCUACAUGCAUGGCGAUGCAGCUUACGGUGUGGGUGAGAACCCAGCAUCCCGACUUAAGCAUCGCAGCAAAAGACGGAAGUUAGACAAAGGCAGACCUCGAGAGCCACACUCAGACCGAACGAAGCAGCAAGCGCAAGCGUUCCAUCCCAGAGUGAAGUCCCCCGGAGGCAGACCGCCGGACCUACGCCGUAAGGCGAUUGAGAACAACGCCACACCACCAGGUAUCCCGCCACCUCUUGUUAGCGCCGUAGAGCGAUCAUUAGACGACGCACUGGCCAAGUUAGAUGCGAAGUCUACCAACUUGAACGACGACCGCAGCCAUGAAGGAGAUGAGGACCCGAACCCUGCGGCCUCUGAACAGGCAUCCAUGUUCAACACGGAGAAGAUGAUGAAGUAUCUCAGUCUUGGUUAUGGCACUAGCUGGACGCUGAAUCCCAAGGGGUUCGGUGCCGACAAGACGCCCCAAGAUCUAGACGACAAAGACCUUGGUCAGGACACAGGUACAGGUCAGAGUACAAAAUCAGUGGCUGAACAAUUGCAGGAACUUGAUCCCACUCCAGAAGUGAGCGACGAGGAAGAAACACCAUUCGUUCAGCGGCUUGAAGAGUCCAUUGGCAAGUUCCUGAUAGGUCUAUCUGGCGACCUGGAGAAUGCAGAAUUUGAAGGCGAAUCCAACGAUGAAAGAUCUGAAGCCAACUCCAGCAAGUCGAGGUCACCAUUACACACUUUGUCAAACCGGAUAUUCCUCCGCACCUUGGUCGUUGAGAUGUCCAGUUCCAGAUUCUCCCAACAGGAUACGGAUUUACGUCCUUCAUGGUCACAGUCGACUAAGAACGAUGUGGAUGCAGAGUUAGGAGAAGGCAAGACAAGUGCGUCGGCAUCUGUCGAUGGCGUUCGUCCCAUCGUCACACACGAAAAGGUUCAGGUUGCGGUCUAUGUUCACCAGCCAUUCAUCUUCGUCUUCUUAUUCCGGUUGCACACACCCAACCUGACCAUGCCUGGGUUUUACCGCGCGAUACACCACACUUUAGGCCCAUUGCAAAAGAGUCUUCUGAGAUGCACCGAUCCGCAGCGUUGGAGGGAACGAAUGAGAGCGACCUUGGGCCUGGACGCAAGUGCAAUUCCGGAGAAUGAGGAUAGUCCAGAAUCACCUGACACAACCGAUGCCACUGAAAUAUAUGACCUUCUGUAUGAUCCCCUGAAAUCAACGCUUCGAACUUCAAUUCCCAACAUCCCGCUUCCAGGCAGUCUUGCGGCUGAGGGCCUGCAUCGGGCCCCGCAGAACCUCCGCCCAAUCACUGUUUCGGGUUCAUGGUACACCCUUGGGAUACCCAUGGGAUCAUCAACAGCGAGCGGUGCGAGCGGUUCUAGUACGACAAGGAUCAUCAAGAGUGACUGGACCCGCAUCGAGGCUCUGAACGUUCACACUCAUAUACUCAACGCCUGGGUUUCAACUCGCGACAAGGACGCUGGUAUUUUCCAUGCUGGGCCAAACAGCGAGGAAUUGGAAAGGACGAUCAAAACAGCAAGAGGCUGGUGGAUAGUGUGGAUGAAAGUCUUGCCUUCGGGGCGAAGGGGAGAUGGUGGUGAUAACAUUGUAACAGGAUUGACAAGUCAAGACAAAGUAACCCCUCUUCCCGCGGCCGAGGGAGUGGCUCUGGAGAGAACUGAGGAGCUUUCCAAAGAAGCCAUUCUCGUCAGAAGAUCCUCUCAUGAACGCAAUUCGACAAGCACAGACACGUCCCGGUCUAGAUCCGAGUCUGGAACUUCUCGCCUUUCUGGGAAAUGGCUCCUCCGUGAUCAACCCCGGACACGAGAAGUCAGCGGUAGUGGACGUGGAAUUUCUGGCGUUGUUGGAAUCCCUGGAAGUACGACUGCGAGGGGCGUCACCGAGGGUGUGGGAGUGGACGCUAGAAAGUGGGUUGAAGCGUUGAUUCGACUGAGUUUUUGA